Molecule: messenger RNA, 6046 nt
Organism: Mizuhopecten yessoensis (Yesso scallop)
Lineage: Eukaryota; Metazoa; Mollusca; Bivalvia; Pectinida; Pectinidae
Product: carbohydrate sulfotransferase 11-like
Exons: 4
Coding region: 142-1500 (452 amino acids)
Biological process (GO): carbohydrate biosynthetic process
Cellular component (GO): membrane
Molecular function (GO): sulfotransferase activity
Source: RefSeq, a predicted model, not a curated record
UGUAUGAUAACCACGGCCUUAUAAAUACAGGUCCAAAUUCCGGGAUCAUAACACAACAUAUAAGGAAAAUUUAGACCAACAAAACAGACAAGCAAGAACAAUACUCGUGGUCAAUUUACGAGAGCAGUCAGCAACGUAGACAUGAACAGGUUUCCGAUGAUGUCCAACAACAACAUCCUUCUCGUAAUUGUUAUUGCUGGAGUUGUACUGAUCUUCAUGAACAUCAAUUUAAUUGAAUUUAAACCAUCUUAUGUUUCGCCAGAGGGAAACCAGGAGGCAAUUACCGCAGUAAUACGUGAUCAAGCUACAUUUAACUGCAGCUGUAGCAGACCCAGCCCUAGUACUCUCAACAAGUUAGAAUCGGCGCCUAAACGAACAGAAAGCAUCUUCAUCGAAGAGCAAAGUGAACGGAGGAAAACAAUGCUAACGACAUGUCGUUCUCUCGGAAAGAACUACACCGGAACUCUACCAGAAGUGAAAUUGAAAACUCAUAUGAUUUACGAUGAUCAAACCGAUCUUCUGUUCUGUAAUAUAGCGAAAGUUGGGUCAACCUUUCUGAAACAAGUCUUUCAAAUUUUGUUUGGCUAUCAUCAUCGAAAAGAUCCUUUUAGCAUUAAAGGCGGCACUGUUCACCAAUUACCUUUUGAUACAUUUGACAAAAUUCAAUACGACCAGGCCCUGGCGGUGCUAAUGCGUUCCACUAAGAUUAUAUUUGUCCGAAAUCCUUACACAAGAAUGCUUUCAGGAUAUGUCGAUAAACUCUUCACUAAUAAUCACGUGUUCUGGAGAAGUACAGGUAAAAUCAUCUUGAAAAAUCAUCGGAAAAAUCUCUCGAUAAAAUCCAAGGAAUGUGGUCAUGACAGUACUUUUCCGGAGUUUAUCAAACACGUAAUCGAAUCAGAAACGUCUGGUAAAAACCGAAACCCUCAUUGGUGCCCUAUGUAUGAUGUAUGCCGUCCGUGUAGCAUUCAGUAUGAUGUCAUUGGGAAAAUCGAAUCAUUCAAAGAGGAUCUUGGAAGUUUUCUAAAAAGUCAACAUUUAGAUGAAAUUGUUGACAUUUCUAAAAUGAACCAAGGGAACGAAAGAGAAGCUAUAUAUCUGACGGUCAGCAGAGCAUACGAUGUGGUAUUACGCGUACCGAAGUGUGCCUCUCUUCCACAAGCGCUUGAACGUGCUUGGAAGGUUCUACAAAUAAGAGGGGUCUUGAGCCAGUUGGCCGAAUUCCCCUAUAAGAUGAUAGAGCACAAUUCAAACAUAAGUAAAUCUCUUUUUCUAGACGUCAUUGCUAAAGAAAUCAAACGGUUUCCAAUGACCCAAUCGGACAAGCUGUUGUCAAAAGAACAAGCGGUUGUUAAAGCCUAUGAAUCUGUUUCGUCGUCCGAUCUAGAGCGAUUCACUUCCAUCUUCCAUCCAGAUUUUUCUUUAUUUGGAUACGAAAAAGACAUUGGAAGGAAGCAUCGUAAUUUCUUAAAAUGGGAACCAUUCAAGUUUAAACUUUGAAUUAAAAUUCAGUCCAUUAGAUUGUAUAUCUCAACUUAUAUUACUUAUUCCAUGAUUGUAUAAAAAGAAUGGUUCUUCUAGUAAAGUUUAAGAAACAAAACAUCAACGUAUUAUCAAACAAAACAUAUGUAACGUCAAUAAAAAAUAGCAAACGAGAUAUAUUGAAAAUUCAAACUGUUCCGGAUGCAUUUAUGGUGCAAAAAAUCUGAAGGAGUUUUAGGGGACAUUCUUAUUUUUUGGAGAAAUCCAACAUUUUAUCAUGAGGUCUGCUCAUCAAAUCCGUCGUGGCGGCCAUUUUGAAAAUUCUUUAUCAUGAACAAGCUUAUUCCUUAUCCCCUUCAGUUUAAACGCUCAGACGACCUGAUGUCUACUUAUCAAAAUUGCGUCGAAAACCUGAUAAAAAAGACUAAUCACAUAUAAUAUUACAGCUGUGAGUGUCGUAUAUUGUAGCUCUAAGUGUGAUAUAUUAUAGCUCUGAGUGUGGUAUAUGAUAGCUGUGAGUGUCGUAUAUUGUAGCUUUAAGUGUGGUAUAUUAUAGCUAUGAGUGUGGUAUAUUAAAGCUCUGAGUGUCGUAUAUUGUAGCUCUAAGUGUGGUAUAUCAUAGCUUUGAGUGCGGUAUAGUAUAGCUAUGAGUGUGUACAUUUUAGCUCUGAAUGUAGUAUAAUAGCUCUGAGUGUGGUAAAUUAUAGCUAUGAGUGUCGUAUAUUGUAGCUCUAAGUGUGGUAUAUUAUAGCUCUAAGUGUGGUAUAUUAUAUCUCUGAGUGUGGUAUAUCAUAGCUUUGAGUGCGGUAAAGUAUAGCUAUGAGUGUGUACAUUUUAGCUCUGAAUGUAGUAUAAUAGCUCUGAGUGAGGUAUAUUAUAGCUCUGAGUGUGGUAUAGUAUAGCUCUGAGGGUGGUUACAUUAUAGCUAUGAGUGUCGUACAUUGUAGCUCUAAGUGUGGUACAUUAAAGUGUUGUAUAUUGUAGCUCUAAGUGUGGUAUAUCAUAGCUCUGAGUGUUUAUAUUAUAGCUCUGAGUGUUUAUAUUAUAGCUCUGAGUGUCGUAUAUUGUAGCUCUGAGUGUCGUAUAUUGUAGCUCUGAGUGUGGUAUACUGUAGUUAUGAGUAUCGUAUAUUGUAGCCCUAAAUGUAGUGCAUUGUAUAUCAUAGCUCUGAGUGUGGUAUACUGUAGUUAUGAGUAUCGUAUAUUGUAGCCCUAAAUGUAGUACAUUGUAUAUCAUAGCUUUGAGUGUGGUAAAUUAUAGCUAUGAGUGUCGUAUAUUGUAGCUAUGAGUGUCGUAUAUUGUAGCUCUAAGUGUGGUAUAUUAUAGCUAUGAGAGUCGUAUAUUGUAGCUCUAAGUGUGGUAUAUUAUAUCUCUGAGUGUGGUAUAUUAUAGCUCUGAGUAUGGUAUAUUAUAGCUAUGAGUGUCGUAUAUUGUAGCUCUGAGUGUGGUAUAUUAUAGCUCUGAGUAUGAUAUAUUAUAGCUAUGAGUGUCGUAAAUUGUAGCUCUGAGUGUGGUAUAUUAUAGUUCUGAUCGUGGUGUUUCCGGAGGCGGCAAAGCCGCUGAAGGAUAUAGUUUUUUUCACCAAGGGUAACCAUAAAUUUGCUAAUUCCCGAAUUACCCUUUCUACAAGUGUUUUAUUACCAUUCUAUAACUGUUUUAUCAUAACAAAACAAAUUAAGGCAAGUUAACAAAUCAAUUUAUUUAUUCAUUAUGAAUUCUUUAAACAAAUUCAAAGACAGAACAAAUAUUACAAUUGGAAGUGCUGUAUGCAUCGUUGUUGAUGAUAUCUUCAUUUCUAGCAUUCAAUAAGUGUUUUGUAGACCGUAUCUAAUGGUCACCAUUGAUUUCCUAGCAUAUUUAGUCCCAUCCACUUUUCUAAGUUCUGCAUAAAACUUGCAUGAACACACGUUCACCUCCUCUGUGCUCGCUCUGUCCUAAUCGUCGACGCAUCCGGCAUUCCAUUUAGUUAAAUAAAUACACUGCAGUCUUAACAACAGCUUUUGUAUUUAGGCUAUACUUUUAGCUUCCAAAAUAUGCUGUUAUUCCUCAUCUGUAAUGAUCAAAACGGCCUACACCGGUGGCCAUUUCUGGUGCUGUCGUUUUAUUUUGAAUUGUGACGUCACCUGCGUCAUGGAGAAGGCCCCGCCUACCGAAUGUUUUUAUUGGUUGACAUUUUAUAAGCUCCGCCUACAAAUAUUCAUGAGGGAGUAAUCCUAUUUACUGUCAGGGAGUAGUCCUUUUUUGCAGAGAGUAGUCCUACUUUGGGGAGGGAGUAGCCCUCAGAUGGAGAGAUUUAAGCGAUUUAAGGGAAAUAGGAGAUUUUAUUAUUAUAAUUAUCUUUUUAUUCAGUUUUUUCAUCAAUGCAAUGUACAUGUACAAUAAAUAGCAAAACAUUCACUCAUUUGUAUACUGGCACAUACCGGGUACAUACACAUAAACUCUGUUAUGUCCAUAUUUGUCAUCGAGUACAUACAUUUUCACAAUAGCAUAAACUUAUAUACUCAUUUCCGUCUAUUUUUACAUUUUAACAUUUUAUUACCCAUAUCCAUGUGUCUGACAUAUAUAUGUCUCAAUCAUUCAUUGAUAUGUCUCGUGUAAAAAUAGAACACAUAUUAACUUUCAUCACAUAUGGUAUAUAUCUUUAUGCUAGAAACAAAAUCUGCACUAAAUUAUAUAUAACACACAUACUGUAUAACUCAUAUCCAUGUCAAAAAACACCCAUGUCCAUGUAUAAACAUUAUCAAAAUGAUUUCACCAUACUCACAUGCGUUGUAUUCACACAAACCCAUUUGCAUGACAUUAGAUAUUUUCAGACAUAUUCCUGUAUCUACUGAUUAUUGAUAUAUAAAUGCAAAGAGAAGAAAUAUCAGUCCCACACAAAAAGGUAAAUGAGAAAUUUUGCACAGACUGUCUACUGAGUACAUUGCAUUGUCUUUAUAAGAAAGAGUAUUUGAGAUAGAGAUUGAGAAAAUAAAAAGAAAGGAAGAACAGAGAACAUAAAGAAAAGAGAGAGGAAAUGUAGGAAAAGUUGGGCGAGAUGUUGGAAAAAGAGGUGGAUAUUCACUUAUGUAUGCUAUAUCAUAUAUAGGUAAUAUAUCGGCUUUGUGAAGGGCAGAAAUUAGAAUAUGUUUGAUGGAGUAUGUCUUAAACAUAAUAAUUAUAAUGAUAAUAUGAUAAUAAAAAUGUAUUACAACUUAAUUAGUUGGUCCCAUUUUUCCAGUUAUUUUCAAAUUUAUGUUUAGCUUUUUCAUCCUUACCAUCAACAAUGUAUUUUUGAAUCUGAGAGUUGUCUUUUAUUAUGUUUACAAGAGCGUUUAUAUUUAAUGAGUUAUGUAAACAUCUCAUUCUGUAAAUAUACUGCUUUAUAAUGAUGAUGAUUUCACUAUCUACUCGAUUACUGGGAAGAAAAUUCUGAUGAAGAAGGCCAAAAAGAAAAUAUGUUUUGUUUACUGAAAAUGGGAUUAAAAGAGCUUCCAUUAAUGUGUCAAAACUUUCUAGUAAUCUUUGUACUUCCUCACAUUCCCAUAAUAUAUGAGUAAUUGUUUCCAGUUCAGAGUUGCAUAAUACAUAAAGAGGGGAGACAACUACUCCAAUUGUAGAUAGAAAUGAGUUAUUUGUAAGUACAUGAUGAAUCACUCUCUGAAUCACUGGAAUCACUGAAGUUUUGUAUUUGUUGUUACACAGAAUGGCAUUUUGUAGAUUUUACACCAGGUUUGUUUAUUCAUGUUGUCGAAUAUAGUAUUCCAUUUUCUGGUGCCGGAUGGUAUCUUGUCCGAUUUGAUUAUGAUGUUGUAAAACAUUUUUGACCCUUUUUUUAACUCUAAGAAAAAAUUCUAAAUUGAUAGGUAUGUAGGGAUAAAUUGUCUCAAAUCUGUAUGUAUUAUAUGAUGAAAUAAAGUCUUUAACUGCAGAGACAAGACCCUGAUACUGUAAAAAAAUGUGUUUACUUGGUAUUUUCGAAUAAAUUCUACAAAUGUGUAAAACAAACCUGUGCUAACCUCCUUUAUCAUAUCAUUUACAAUAAAAAUGUUUUUCUGAUAAUAUUUUUUUUAUAAAAAAACAGCUCUUCCUCCUAUCUUGAUUUUACUAUUAUACCAAAUGGGAACUUUCAAUAUGCUUUCCUGAAGAGUUUUAUCAUAAUAUUUUGUGUUAAGUGUGAACCAUGAUCUGAGCACAUCACUCCAGAAUUUAUUUUUACACUUAUUUACACAUUUCUGAAUAUAUUCAGAACCACAAUUUGCAAGAAGAUCUACUGUAUGUCAAUAUAAGUUUUAAGUAUGGCCUGCCAUUUCUCAGAACUCUGAUAGAGUCUUCUGAUCCAAGAGAGUAUAUAAAUGCAACAAGAUUGAUCAUCUUCAAACCACCAUCAGCAUAAUUUUGAGUAAUUAUCUCUAUUUUAUUUAUUUUUCUGUUUUUCCACUAAAUAAAUAAUCAAAUAAUAUUGAGUUGAGUUUGAUAAUAAAUCUAUCAUCUGGAUUAGGUAAUGAUAUAAACAGGUGAUUAAAUUGAGAGAUGAGCAAUGAUUUGAUAUGUAUUUUUUUCCAAUAUGUGUUAAUGACCUUCU